Molecule: messenger RNA, 1765 nt
Organism: Coregonus clupeaformis (lake whitefish)
Lineage: Eukaryota; Metazoa; Chordata; Actinopteri; Salmoniformes; Salmonidae
Gene: casp3b
Product: caspase 3, apoptosis-related cysteine peptidase b
Exons: 6
Coding region: 199-1131 (310 amino acids)
Biological process (GO): positive regulation of apoptotic process; neuron differentiation; apoptotic process
Cellular component (GO): cytoplasm
Source: RefSeq, a predicted model, not a curated record
AUGCCAUUUGGCUUGAAAACGUACCUCAAUCCAGGUAUGGAAGGUGUUGCUGUACUCCUCGAUUACGCGGCUGGCAUAACGGGAUAAUUAGAAGAUUGAAAUACUGCAUUUUUCAUUAAACUGCCCUUUUUGUCAGCAUGCUAGAUUAUCUCAUUCUAAAGCAGCCCAUUGGAUUGCACAAUACAGUUACUCACCCCAAUGCUAGGCGUUGCCUUUUCAUUGAAUCCAAUGUGCUGCUUUAUUCAACAACAAAAAACUGGCAGUAUUUCAGUCUUUGACUGGGAUAAUGGAAUAAUUAGGAGUACAGCGACACUGUCCAUCCCUGGAUUAAGGCCAGGGAGUCCCUCUGUGCCAAGGUUUACUACAGAGAAUCAUCAAGGAGAAGCUAGGCUUCCAGCUGACAUCUACACAUAUAACAUGAACUACCCCAGCCUUGGACAAUGUGUCAUCAUCAACAACAAGAACUUUGACAGGGGAACGGGAAUGAGUUUUCGCAAGGGAACAGACGUGGACGCAAGAUAUGCAAUGACGGUGUUCUCACGUUUGGGAUACAAAGUGAAAGUUGCCAAUGACCAGACGGUGCAGCAGAUCCAACGGCUGCUUUACAGUGUGUCUCAAGACGACCACAGCCAGUCUGCCUCCUUUGUGUGUGUGAUGCUGAGCCACGGAGACGAGGGGGUGUUCUAUGGCACAGACGGAAAUGUGGAGCUGAAGAAGCUCACCGGACUCUUCAGGGGCGACCAUUGCAAAACGCUGGUGGGCAAGCCCAAACUCUUCUUCAUCCAGGCGUGCCGUGGCUCUGACCUGGACUGUGGUAUAGAGACGGACAGCGUUGCUGGUGAGUCUCCAGAGAGGAUUCCAGUGGAGGCAGACUUUCUCUAUGCUUACUCUACAGCUCCAGGCUACUACUCCUGGAGGAACACCGACACGGGCUCCUGGUUCAUUCAGGCCCUCUGUGAGAUGUUACAUCAGUACGGCAAACAGCUGGACAUUAUGCAGAUCAUGACACGUGUCAACCACAAGGUGGCACAUGACUUCGAGGCUUCCUCCAACAUGCCUGGUUUCAAUGCCAAAAAGCAGAUCCCUUGCAUUGUGUCUAUGUUGACCAAAGAUCUCUACUUUCCACAUUGAUUGUAUAUCCUGUGGGACCAUUUAAAAUAUUUGCACAAUGUCUACUGGGGUUCUAAAGACCAUUAAAUAAUACAGAGGGAUGUUGUGAACCAAAUACCACCGUGGAUAAUCACUCAUUCAAAUACUUGUAUUCUGGUUGGGGAAAGUCUAAAAGCGAAAAGGUAUGAUGAGAUGUUUUACCCUGGAGGUCUAAAGGGCAUUAUGUUGGACCACAGAGAAUGCAUUUUUUAUGGGGAAAGGCUGGCAUUAAGUAAUGACUAUGCAAUAGGAGUACUUGCUAUUGAUUUGUUGUUCAUGUAUUUGGGAUGGAACUAGGAAUUAAAAUGUUCUGAAUUAUAGGGUAUAAAGGUAAACACAUUUUCAGAUAACAUGGAAUGAAACAGUCACUCAGGCUUUAAAAGUAUUGAAAAGAUGUGCAAUGUCUCAAUUUAUAUAAAUAAUCUCUCCUGUGAGAUGUUUUUUUCCCAUUUGCACAUUAUACAUUUAAAAUGGGUUACUACAUGAGAUAGAAAUAUGAAUAAAGUAGCUUUUAUCCUUGGUAAAUUGUUAUCCAAAUGUUUUUUCCAAGAAACAAAACAUUUAUGUAAAUGGGAUUUAAGAAAUAAAGAAUAAUAGAAAAAUAAAAUGUGUUUCC